AUGCUCCCAUCUCCUCGUGAAUUCGACAAAGCUGAUAUGAGUAGGUCUGAUACCCAAACCACGAAAUCAACUAUUAACAAAUUAACACACCCUGCAAAAACAAACAAUAAAAAGUAAUCCUUAUCCAAACAUUCAACAUUAUAUUCAUUCUUUCAAUAUGUGUACAAACAAUAAAAGUACAAGCGCCAAUUUGAUAGAUUCCUCUCUGAUGAAUCAUCUGUUGCUGAUAGAAAUAUUAACCAAAUUAAUAGUCAAAUCUUGAAAAAGCAAAGCUUAUUGAAAAAAAGACAAUAGAAAUGA
Molecule: messenger RNA, 300 nt
Organism: Paramecium octaurelia
Lineage: Eukaryota; Ciliophora; Oligohymenophorea; Peniculida; Parameciidae
Source: the annotation of a GenBank genome assembly